AGCCAAUCUUUAUUUCCACCACAUCGAUGAUUUCGUGGACAUCAGACAGUUGAACACCAUUUCCUGGAGAGACAAAUUUUGGAGUAACAUUGGAAACAGACUUUUCUGACGCUGCAAUUUAAGCUCAGAAUAUUUAGCAGGGCCAGUAGUUGUCCAGGAUAAGAUUUAUGCAGAUUGGUGUCCGCGAAUUCAGGCUAACUCUGGUGGACCAGAAGUAGUGAAUGUUGAAACUGAGGCUGGAGUUGGCGGAAGGACAUCCAGGUCAGCAAGGCUUCGCGCAUCACGCGAGCAGAGGCCGUGUCAGCGUUGUCAACGAAAUGGUCAACAUUAACGCAGUUAGCCAUUGGUCUUGAUAAAGCAGUCUUCAUUUUCGUUCAGUGAUCUGAGCCAUGUCAUCUCGGAUCCUCCAUUCUUAACGAAUUGGGGUCCAGCUGGUCAACUAUACUGUCAACGCAAAUCUGUAAGAAUGCCACGCACUGCCCCAACAGCAGCACAGCGGCGGCUUUAUUAUUGUCGUGACAGAUCACGGCGGACCAUGGAGUGAAGCUCUGGACUGGGCAGGGCAGCGCAUCAGGUCAAGAGAGGUUCGAGCACGAAGCUUGAAACUGAGCUGUUUCCCUGCUCUGAUCUUGCUCUCAUCUGGGAAUAUUUGAGCUAGUGGUGGCGUGGCAUCUAUUUUGAAGUGCACGAGCAUUUCCGUUCGAGGUGAACGCAUCAAUAUUUGUCGCUACUGCCUAUGACCUGUAAAUGGUUGGAGUGAUGGCAUGGGAGCAACUCUCGUUCUCUGAAGUAUGGCCAGAUGGGCUCUCCCUUCGAGUUUUCGAAGUAUGUGUUCCUGCUCAGUGAUCUCGCGAGUGGUGCAUCCGAAUAAUGUUCACAAACUCUUGACUGCCGUGGUCAACCAGGCAGUCAAGAGCUCGGUAUAAACACAUUCUCCAAAGCUCAGUAGCAUACAUCCUGAUUGGUUGUAGUUCCUGCACAUGAGCCGAAAACUUGGCUGCCUAAGUACAUGGUAGAGUUGUUCAUCUACCAUGUACUUAGGCAGCUCCCUAAGAUGCGUGCAUGCUCGAGAAACUGACGACAAUCCAUUACAUACCCAACACGAAGAUACACAUAAAAUAUACAGAAAAUGAGCGAAACCUGAGAAGGAGAAUUUUCACGAUUUUUUGAGAAGAGCACGAAACUUCGUAACUGCCGGUUGUCACAACACUCUGAUCCAAAAUUCUCUGAACAUUUUCUGAUUUCCCUUGUGCUCGUCGAGGGAUAUAAUUCCUCCUCUGAACCAACAGCUGGAAGUGUAUGUUGCGCCAAGUGAGAAGAUAAUCACAUUACACAGGCGCAUCGAAAAUUGAAAAUUUGAGUAGGAAUCUCUUGCUGAGGACAGAACAUUUAGCGCCGAACCCCAAAGCGAGAAACCUAACAAGACUGAAUUCUACCACAUACAAGAGCGGAAUCAAAAUUUCGUCAUGAAAGGGUACAAGUGAUGAUCGGCCACAUCGAGGAUGGGGCUGCGGCAGAUAUGCUGGCUCCGAAUUCGAAGCUCGACGAAAAAGAGCAUAAACGUGAAACUGGACUGCGUAUCGGCAGCAAGCAGAUGCUCAUAACUUGAUCGGUCGUUAUCACAAUUCGUCCUCCUUUUGGCUGCCAAAGCAGCAAAGCUCUCCAGGACUUCGCAGUUCGAGUUGGCCUGCUGGAUAUGUUGGAAUGACUCGAGCUGAGAGCAUUCCUCAGUCACCAGACUACGUCGAGCUUUGAAGGCUUGACAGCAAAAGGAGGAAACAUUGAGAUAACAAAGGAACAAGUUACGAGCAUCUAGUCGAAUGUCAACAUUAUGACAUUGUCGGCGAUCUGCAGCCAGCGGUCUCCAUGUCCAGUCCGUCCAAAUCAAUCAUGUGGAAUAAUCAAACAGGAUCGACAGCCAAGGCCACGGAGAUGUCCAGAAUCAGAAAAUUCCAACGGCAGCUCGUGUAGCUUGCAAGAUCAAAAAAAGCAGAGCAGGUGAUACGGCUCUCAAGGACCAAAAUCGAAGGGCACUCUACUGUGCUAAUUCAAAAACAUUGCAUCAUGAUGAGGAUCAAUCUGGAGAGAGAUCAAGGAAGAUUCAUGGGUCCGCAGUCUGCAGUAAGGAAAACCGAGCCAGUCCUUGCCGAGGAAAACCUUAAGAGUGACGGAGGAAAGAGAGGGCAGGACUACUACAUCGAGCAAGCUGUAAGACUUUCGGGGGAAAGAAGUUGCAGGCGAGCCAAUCCAUCGCAACUAGAUGUGACACAAACGGAGGAGGAGGACCAAGCCUUUGACUUUCGGACCUGGAGGAAUAACUCGUAGAGUUGGUGCUAACUUCCAAUAGAUGUAAAUAAAUACCUGCGAGAAACUACUGGGCAGCUGCACGGUGCAGAUGAUGUCCGGGCCAGGGCCGGUCAUAUAAUUCCCGGGUCGAGAACUCAUAUUCUGCUGCUGUGAGCAGUACCGUCAGCAAGGAUCUAUUCAUCAUUGGGUGCCAAACUGCGUCAGGGGUUGAGCUCUGUCGUUUUAUCCAUAUCCAGUGUCGAGGUCAACUGAGCUCAGCUUCGUGGCACCUUCGGUUUUGGUUGACUCGAAGAAACAGUGUUUGACGAACGCGAGCUUGUGAACUCCACACGCCCCAAUUGCAACC
Messenger RNA from Marchantia polymorpha subsp. ruderalis, 2653 nucleotides. The record is from the annotation of a GenBank genome assembly. NCBI's taxonomy places the organism in Eukaryota, Viridiplantae, Streptophyta, Marchantiopsida, Marchantiales, Marchantiaceae.